UUGAAAAAAAAAAUUCUUUCCCGCAAUAGUAUCUUCUCUCUUCUUUUCGUUCCAUGACGAGAGCUUGUCAGAAAGAAUAUCCGCAAGGACUCCCACUCCACUCUCAUGCCUGCAAAUGGCAUUUCUUCAAAACCCACUCCAUCAGAAGGGAAGAUCCUUAAUCCCACUCUUCUCCCUCGCCAUCCUCUGCUCUCUCUUCUUCUUCCUCGGCUCCUACCCUCACCGCCAAACACCCUCCUCAAGCACCCCCUCCCUCCCCUGUCAGAACCUCCCCCUCAACUUCACAAGAAGAAACAAUGACUUCUUCCCACCCCCACUUGACUUCUCAUCCCACCACUCCCUCCCCCUGCCGGAAACCCCCAAGAAAGGCCACACCCUUGACUUUUGCCCCAAGAACUUCACCAACCACUGCCCCUGCCACGACCCUCACAGGGCAAAGCAGUUCUCGAUCGACAAGUUCUUCUACAGGGAGAGGCACUGCCCGGAGAGCCAGGACGAGAAGCUGAGGUGUCUGAUCCCGGUUCCUGUCGGGUACAGGACCCCCUUCGCUUGGCCCAAGAGCAGGGACUAUGCCUGGUUCAGGAAUGUUCCCUUCCCUAAGCUCACCGUGUAUAAGAAGACCCAGAAUUGGGUCAGAUUGGAGGGCAAGGAUAGGCUGUUCUUCCCUGGUGGAGGGACUUCUUUCCCUUUGGGGGCUAAGGGGUAUGUUGAUUUGAUCAAGAGGGUCGUGCCCUUCAAGUCUGGGACUGUGAGGACAGUUCUUGAUGUGGGUUGUGGGGUUGCUAGUUUUGGAGCUGCUCUAAUGGAUUACAAUAUCCUGACGAUGUCUGUAGCUCCGAGUGACAUCCAUGAAGCUCAAGUGCAAUUUGCAUUGGAAAGAGGACUUCCUGCAAUGCUCGGCAUCCUAAGCACCUAUAGGUUGCCUUACCCAUCAAGGUCUUUUGACAUGGCCCACUGCUCUCGCUGUCUCGUGCCAUGGACUAAAUAUGAGGGGCAGUACUUGAUGGAGAUUGACAGGGUAUUGAGACCUGGGGGUUACUGGGUGUUAUCUGGCCCUCCCAUCAGUUGGAAGACUAGCUAUAAAGGUUGGGAAAGAGAGCGUCCAGACUUAGAAAAUGAGCAGGUUGCCCUUGAAGAUCUUGCAAGGAGGCUUUGCUGGAAGAAGAUUGCUGAAAGAGGACCCAUUGCAGUAUGGAGAAAGCCGAACAAUCAUAUGCAUUGCAUUCAGAAGUUGAACACUUGGAAGUCUCUGAAACUUUGUGGUUCAUCUGAUCCUGAUUCUGGUUGGUACCGCGAGAUGGAAUCCUGUAUUACUCCCCUUCCAACUGUUAAUGAUGUCCAUGAUAUGUCUGGAGGCGCCCUCCCUAAAUGGCCGAAAAGGUUGAACACUGCCCCUCCUCGAGUCAGAACUCAGACUGUACCAGGGAUUUCUGUUAAGGACUUUGAUGAGGAUAAUCAGUUGUGGAAGAAGAGAGUCUGGUACUAUACAAUCCUCCUUAAGUCUCUUCGACGUGGAAAAUACCGGAAUAUCAUGGACAUGAAUGCUGGGCUAGGCAGCUUUGCAGCUGCAUUAUGUAAGUUUCCUGUCUGGGUCAUGAAUGUUGUUCCCUACGAUGCCAAAAACCAGACAUUGGGCAUCGUGUAUGAGCGUGGUCUUAUUGGAACAUACAUGAACUGGUGUGAGGCUUUCUCGACGUAUCCUCGAACAUAUGAUUUGAUCCAUGCACAUGGUGUCUUCAGCAUGUAUAUGCACAAAUGCAACACUCUUGACAUUCUAAUUGAGAUGCAUCGGAUUCUCCGCCCUGGAGGAGCAGUCAUAAUAAGGGAUCACGUCGACGUGAUUGUGAAACUAAAAGAUGCAGUCGAGAGAUUGAGGUGGAAAGCCAAGGUUUUUCACAGCGAGAAAGGACCUUUCCAUCCAGAGAAGAUCCUUCUUGUCGAUAAUUCCGAUAUUCAAGCACAGCAUACCUGAGGUUACGAAUAUCUCCAAUUGUUCAGUAGUUGGAAGAGAAAUUAUACUGAACUUUGCAGGGCUAGCAGCUUAUUAUCUGGUUGUAUAGCUGUGGGAAGCGAUGGAGAAAGAGUUGUUACGCUGACGCUAAUACCCAUGUAUCUUACUUAAUUUAAAUUUACUUGUAUGUAGCUCUUCCCUAGAUAGUGAAAUUUAUGUUUACCUGCAUAAAGAUCGACAUAUAUGCCUGUUUUUGUUUCCUUGCUUAAGUAGCAUCAUCCCUUUUUCGACUGUGUA
Messenger RNA from Punica granatum (pomegranate), 2248 nucleotides. The record is from RefSeq and is a predicted model, not a curated record. NCBI's taxonomy places the organism in Eukaryota, Viridiplantae, Streptophyta, Magnoliopsida, Myrtales, Lythraceae.